AUGGAUGGAGACAAUGUUGUCGAGUUGGUCUGUCGGUUGUGUCGUUGGAAGGACAAGGAUGGACCCAAACCGAAGAGCUUCAUUACGUGGGUACCCUCUGAUUCCCUGCCUGCAGACAUCCGUGUCUAUGAUCACUUGUUUACCACAGUCGAGCCAUCAUCAUCUGACGAUUGGGUGGACGAAAUCAACAAUGAGAGCGAGUUUGAACGGAUUGGAUACUUCGCAGUAGACCCCGAAACAACGUUUGACCCCCGAAGCCGCAAUGGAAAUCUUUUUUUCAAUCGCACCGUGUCCUUGCCUGGCGAAGGUGCCAUGAACAAGGAAAAACGAUCCAAACAGGAGGAAGGGGCGAUGGCCGCGCAUCGUGCAAAGCAACUGGCCGAUCUCGCCAGCAAAGAGGCGAGGAAGAAGAUUGCUCCCGUGGACUUGUUUCGCUUGGCAGCCGAACACGAAGGGCUCUAUUCCAAGUAUAAUGUGGAGACUGGAGUUCCCACCCACGAUGCUGACGGCAAGGAGCUUUCCAAAAACGCGAGAAAGGCUCUUGCCAAGAAACAGGCGAAACACGCGAGUAGAGAUUACGAAGGCAAUCGAGACUACUGCAUGUAG
This is a messenger RNA of Seminavis robusta, 606 nucleotides long. NCBI's taxonomy places the organism in Eukaryota, Bacillariophyta, Bacillariophyceae, Naviculales, Naviculaceae. The record is from the annotation of a GenBank genome assembly.